GUGCUCCCAUGAUGCCGCCGGUGCUGAUAGCCGCCUCGCCAGCAUAGCAUGGAUUCCCCCAUUGUGGCCCAGCUCUUCCGCCAGCUGUUCCGCCACCGCCCGCGCGGCUGCCAGGGCCAGUUCCCGCACCUGCGCAAUGGCUUGCGCAAGGGCCCCGCCGUCGCUGUGGCUCACCGGAGCUGCAGCGCCCACCAGAGCCGGUCCUACGUCGCCCGUCCCUCGCGCGAUCGUGGCAUGAAGACAAACGAGAGUCGCUGGCAGCAGCGGACCAACAUUCUCCCCCAGGACCGUUCCGAGGAAUUUGCAGAGUACCCGUACAUCACUAUGCAGGAGCUCAAGCAGCGCACCGAGCGGCCUCGCAAGGUGAAGAUGUUGCUCCGGGACUUCAUUGACGACAGUCUAUACAACCCCUACUACGGCUACUUCUCCAAGCAGGCCGUCAUCUUCAGCCCCGGCGAACCCUUCGACUUCCCCACGAUGCGAGACGAGAUCGAGUUCCAGGGCAUACUGGGCCGGCGGUACACCGAAUUCGAGGACCAGCUCGACGACCGCGAAGGCGAGAACCCGACGCGCCAGCUGUGGCACACGCCCACGGAGCUCUUCCGCCCGUACUACGGCGAGGCCAUCGCGCGCUACCUCGUCUCCAACUACCGCCUGACCACGUACCCGUACCACGACCUGCUCAUCUACGAGAUGGGCGCCGGCCGCGGUACCCUCAUGCUUAACAUCCUCGACUACAUCCGCGAAGUGGACCCUCAAGUCUAUGCUCGUACCAAGUACAACAUCAUUGAGAUAUCCUCGUCGCUCGCCGCCCUGCAGAACCGCCAUCUGCUCUCCUCGGCCGCCUCCCGGGGCCACGCCGACAAGGUCGAGAUCAUCAACCGCUCCGUCUUCGACUGGGGCCAGGUUGUGCCAUCGCCCUGCUUCUUCCUCGCCAUGGAGGUCUUUGACAACUUCUCCCACGACGGCAUUCGGUACGACGUCACUACCGAGGAGCCGCUCCAGGGCCACGUCCUCAUUGACGGCGACGGCGAUUUCUACGAGUUCUAUGUCCACGAGCUCGACCCCAUCGCUGCCCGCUACUUCCGCGUCCGCCACGCUGCCACCGGGGGCAACUAUCCCAGGCCAUAUCCCACCAAUGCCGCCUUGCGAUAUCUCUCCACCAAGAUGCCCUUUGCGGCCAAUCUUUCGGACCCGGAGUUCAUCCCCACCCGCCUCAUGCAAUUCUUCGAUGUCCUCGAGAAGUACUUCCCAGCCCACCGUCUCGUCACCUCCGACUUCGACUGGCUCCCUCAAGCCGUCAAGGGCCUCAACGCCCCUGUCGUCCAGACCCGGUACCAACGGCGUAUGGUGCCGGUGACGACUCCCCUGGUACACCAGGGCUACUUUGAUAUCCUCUUUCCCACCGACUUCCACAUCACGGAAGCCAUGUACCGCGCCAUCACGGGCAAGUUGACGCGGGUCAUGUCCCACGGCGACUUCAUGCGCAAGUGGGCUUACGUGGAGGAUACUGAGACGCGGAGCGGCGAGAACCCUUUGAUAUCGCACUACCGCAACGCCAGUGUUCUAGUAACAGUGUAACAAUACAAACGAGAAAAGCAACAGUUGUAGAGUAGAUGCCGGAAAAGAAUAUACCCCGCUAUGGAACCUCCAGCGAACACGGCCGCGUUCAUGGCCGUUCAAAACCAUCAUGACACCAUUUCACAUAACGUCUAU
This is a messenger RNA of Ilyonectria robusta, 1716 nucleotides long. RefSeq names its product S-adenosyl-L-methionine-dependent methyltransferase. Gene Ontology annotation, molecular function: protein-arginine omega-N symmetric methyltransferase activity. The record is from RefSeq and is a predicted model, not a curated record. The transcript has 3 exons. The coding region runs from base 49 to 1581 and encodes 510 amino acids. Gene Ontology annotation, cellular component: mitochondrion. NCBI's taxonomy places the organism in Eukaryota, Fungi, Ascomycota, Sordariomycetes, Hypocreales, Nectriaceae.